Messenger RNA from Uloborus diversus, 1705 nucleotides. RefSeq names its product phospholipase ABHD3-like. Lineage: Eukaryota; Metazoa; Arthropoda; Arachnida; Araneae; Uloboridae. Gene Ontology annotation, biological process: medium-chain fatty acid catabolic process; medium-chain fatty acid biosynthetic process. The record is from RefSeq and is a predicted model, not a curated record. Bases 343 to 1557 code for a protein of 404 amino acids. Gene Ontology annotation, molecular function: acetylesterase activity; monoacylglycerol lipase activity. The transcript has 8 exons.
GUGAUGUCUGCUUUUUGAUUUUAUCUUGGAAUCCUAUGGAAACGAACACAUACAUCAAUCAGCGAUAAAUAGACUUCCUUUCUUUGGUCCUUUUUGCGCGUACUGUUUAUGUUAACGAUCACUGAGCCUACAGAGGGAUAGGAAUUGCAUUAUAGCUAUUUUUGAUUCAAUAUGAUAAAGUUUCCAACAUUUUGAAAGGCAUUCCGGGAAUGUUUUUAAUUGGUAUAAAAUGCCGGUAUAAUGUUCAUAACGUGAAGGACAAAUGUGGAUGAUUUAUAUAGUCUUAUCUGACAUGACCUCAUGUUAAUUUGUUCGUUACUUUUAUUUUGUGAAUAGUUGAAAAUGCCUACGAAUUUACAGUUGAACAUGAUAGAAUAUGUCCUAUCUGUUUUUUACUCCAACUCUGAGUUGUUGCUUUUAACUUGUCUCCUGAUAGCAUUUGUGGUUUAUUAUGUCUAUGGAGUUGCCAAACAACCACUUUUGGUUUGCCAAGAAGGAAAGUUCAAGUCAUUUCUUUUGGAUAGCUGCCCAAUUCUACACAACCGCUAUUGGCCUACAUUUUGGUGCUUCGGAACUCACGCACAGACAGCACUUGCAAAUAUUUUACGUGGACGGUUACCCGACUUGCCUUAUCAAAGAGAAAUAAUCAAAAUGAAAGAUGGAGGUAUCAUUUCAUUAGAUUGGCUUGAAUGUCCCGAAUUCAACUCCCAGAAGCACAAAGCUGUUGUUUUAUUUAUGCCUGGUUUGACAGGUCACAGCCAAACAGAGUAUAUCAAAAGCUUAGUUCCUAUUGCACAGAAAGUUGGUUGCAGAGCUGUUGUUUUUAAUAACAGAGGAAGAGGAGGUGUUGAUAUUCUUAGUCCCCGCACUUAUUCUGCCUGCAACACUGAAGAUUUGAGAGAAGUGCUUGGCUAUAUAAAAGAACGAUAUCCUGAUAGACCGAUCUAUGGGGUCGGCAUUUCAUUGGGCGGUAUCAUUUUAGGACAUUAUCUCGCUGAAUCCAGGUCUGAUUCUUUGGUGUGUGCUGCUUUACUUAUAUCAACAGCCUUCGAUAUCCAUGCAGGAGAAGCUAGUUUAUCUAUUCCAGGCUUGAACCUUAUGUUGAAUAAGCAUCUAACUCAACGAUUAUUAGAAAUGUUAGAGCCGCACAAAGAAAAAUUUGAAAAUGCCAAUGUUGAUAUGAAUUAUGUUUUCGAGAGCAAAACCAUUCGUGAUUUUGAUGAACGGUUUACUGCCAAAAUUUUCAAUUACAAAAAUGUUGAAGAAUAUUAUACUGCUGCAACAUUAAGGUCAAAAAUUCAACAAGUUCAAGUUCCUCUUCUUUGUGUAAAUGCUGCUGAUGACAUGUUUUGCCCAAUUUCUGCUAUUCCAUGCCAAGAAGUUCUCAGCACAAAUAACAUUGCUAUUGUGAUAUCGUCCCGUGGUGGUCAUAUUGGCUUUAUGGAUGGAUUUCUGCCUGCAACCCCAUUUUUUUCUGAAAGAUUGUUCGAACAAUAUUUAAGGGGUCUUUUAUCAUUGCCACUCAAUCAAAAGAACAAAUGUUUAUAUGUAACUUGAUGAAUAUAGGAGUUGAUACAUUAUUCUGUUAAUGAUAUAAAAUUAACUGCUUUAUGCAUGUGGAUGGUGCUAGCUAGCACAACGACAUCAAGAUGUAGAGCUUAAUAAAUAAUACUUUUUGGCACAUUGUAGUUGACGUGGAAAUGUU